AUGCCGGCUGGCAGCGGUUUGGAAGCGACGACCGCUGUGGAAAAUGCACGCGCUCAGACGAGAAAGUCUUCCAAACCCAUCAUGGAAAAGAGAAGGCGGGCGCGAAUCAACGAGAGUCUGGGCCACCUGAAGACACUCAUUUUGGAGGCGCUCAAGAAAGAUAGCUCCAGACACUCCAAAUUGGAGAAGGCAGAUAUCCUGGAGAUGACCGUCAAGCACCUCAGGAACCUACAACGACCUCACGUGACAGUCGCUGUGGGCGGCGACCCGUGCGUGCUGGGUAAAUACAGAGCCGGGUUCAACGAGUGCGUGGUCGAGGUGAGCCGUUACCUGUCGGCGUGCGACGAGGUCAACUCGGAAGCGCGGAGCCGCCUGCUCGGCCACCUGGCGGCCCGCGUCUCCCAGAUGAACGCCGCGGCCUUCUACCGGUCGGGACAGAGCGGGAUUCCCGCCCCUCGGCUCGCGGGCAAAAGCGUCUCGGCCCCGGACGGACGUUUGGCCUUUCCCCUUCCCGGCGCGGCCCUCGCGCCUCUGAGCGCGCAAAGCUACAUAUCUCCUGGCGCGCCUCCGCUGGCUUCAGACUCUGUGUGGAGACCCUGGUAG
Nerophis lumbriciformis (worm pipefish) is the source of this 603-nucleotide messenger RNA. The record is from RefSeq and is a predicted model, not a curated record. Lineage: Eukaryota; Metazoa; Chordata; Actinopteri; Syngnathiformes; Syngnathidae.